CAAUCUCAAAAUACACCGGUUCAGUCUUUCGGAUAUGCUCAUAGGGAUAGGGUGUGCGCGUGUUCAUAAAGGAGAUUAUGUGUGUGUUACGGGUACAUGCUUUUUUAUUAUGCUUCUAAAAAAUAAAAAUUUUAAAUUUGAAUACACAUCUACCAGGGGAAAAGCAUUACUAGGAAAAAGAACCCGGUCUAUUGAAGGAUAUCGAGCUUAAACUGAAGGGCCGUUAGUUUGGCGCAUUAUUUUGUUGGGCCUUUGUUGGAAAUUAAGAGAGAUGAUGGGUGGGAGGCGAUCAGAGUAAAUGGGCCAGAACAUUACUCUACCGGGGAAAAAGUGCACCGAAAGUCCCUCAACUUGUCAUCGGGGUACAGAAACAUCCUCAAACCACAAAACCAGAUACGCGGGAACCGAUCAUCCGAGGUCCUUCGGUGGUUUUGACUCCGGUUUUGUCUACAUGGCAGCUGAGUCAGUGUGGGACCCACGUGUCAGCGUGCCACGUCAUCUCUCUCUUUCCCUUUUCUUUUUUUCUCUUCUUUUUUUACUUCUCUUUGCGGCAGGGGAGUAGCAAGAACGGGCGGCGGCGGGCGGCGAAGGCGGCGUGCGAGCGCGCGGCGGCCGGUGAGCAUGGUGGUCGUCGGCGUUGCCAUGGUGGUUGUCGGCGUCCUCCUCGUCUCCUCCUCCUCCGCGUCCGGGUCCAGCCGCGGCGCGGUGGCCCCGCCGCAUCGACGGUGUGCCCCGUUUCUCCCUCCCUCGCCAGCCGUCGGGACGACCCGCAGCGCUUGCCGCGACCUCCACGGCCACCUCCUGCGCGGCCGCGAGCUCCGCGUCGGCCUCGCCGACCGGCCCCAGCAGGAGGCCCCUGGAGGACGGGGUGGCGGAAGGGGCGGCACUGGAGGAGCCGGAGCCGAUGGAGACGACGAGGAGGUCGUCGACGCCGGCAGUGAGGCGGAACUCCUGCUUGUUGUGGAGGACUUGGGUGAUGGCGGCGGCGGUGGGGUUGCCCAUGGCAGCCACCCCACCCGACGCCGCGGCGAUGGCCGUGCGCCCGUCGACGGAGCGGACUGCCGUGGCGGUGGUCCCGGCAUCGGUCUUCUCGGCAGACGGCCGCCCUCCUCACCGCACGGGACAGCAGCAGGCCAGCAGCGCCGCCCUCCUCCCGCCUCCGCGCCGGCCGCCUCUCUCAUCUCCGCACGCGUACGCUUGCACGGUCAGGGACCCGGAGCACCCGUCGCUGGCGUCCCCGACGGAGAACUCCAGCCUGUACGACCGCCCGGGCACGGUGCUCACCUCCUGCACCAUCGCCGUCUCCAUGCCGGACACCAGCUCAACCGCGCGGGCGCCGCCCGGCACCGCGUCGAUGUACUUGACGGACUUGGUGGUCGACAGGAUCGUCCACGGGGACAGCGGCGUGUGGUCGUCCUCGUCCAUGGGCGGCACCAGCACGCCCCAGGACGUGUUGGGGAAGAUAGAUGCACACUGAUAGCAGCUUUGUGGAGAGGUUAGCACCCGGCUCAAUUAGUUAAUUACCUUUCGUUCUUUGAGGAGGUUGCGGGGUCUUAAUGGCGAACGAGUCGAUGAGGGGGCCGCGAGCUUCGUCAUCAGAGACACCGGGGUUGUGGACGAUGAACAACACGACGCUGUGCUUGGCCUUGAAGGCCCAGGAGUAGGAGUCCCAGCCGCUCGGACCCGUUGUUGCCGACCGUGGCCAGCUCCUCCUUGGCGAGCAUAGCACGCAGCACGACGCCCAGGUCGUCGGCAAGCUUGGCGAGGAACGCCUAGAUGGAGUAAAAAAAAGGAAGAGAAAAAAGAAAGGGGAAAGAGAGAUGACGUGUAUCAUGCUGACAUGUGGGGCCCACGUGAGACCCAUGCUGACUCAGCCGCCACGUAAGCCAAAACCGGGGUCAAAACCACCGAAAGACCUCGGGUGACCGGUUUUGUAUAGUUAAGGGACCCCGCGUAUCUGAUUUUGCGGUUCAAGGAUGUUUUUCUAUCCCGAUGACAAGUUGAGGGACCUUCGGUGCACUUUUUCCCUCUACCGGACAUUAGAGGUAUGGGCUUUUUGCAUAGGAUCCGAUAACAACGUGUCCAACACCGGUCCGUCUAAAAUAAACACGAGUAACAGGAUUAUACUACCCUCUCGAUCAUAUUAUGUUUACCAAACAUGAUGAGUAACCGGGUACUACUUCGUAACCAAAAUCAACCCUAGUAAUAUUUCGUGAGGCGAAAAUUUGAUGUAACCAAAAGUGGUAAGAUAAAAGAUGUG
This is a messenger RNA of Oryza sativa Japonica Group (Japanese rice), 2260 nucleotides long. NCBI's taxonomy places the organism in Eukaryota, Viridiplantae, Streptophyta, Magnoliopsida, Poales, Poaceae. The record is from RefSeq and is a predicted model, not a curated record.